AUGAAAAAGCUUUCUGAAAAUCCGGUGCUAAUGUACAAAAACCAAAAGGAGGAAUCCAGUGAACUAAACAAAGAAGAUUUCGUGUUAAUAAUCAUGAGUAAAUUCCAAAAAAAAAUGUUAAAAAAACUAGGUGCUCAAACGAUAUGUAUCGACGGUACUCACGGCACGAACCAAUAUAAAUACCAACUAUAUACGCUGCUAACUAUUGAUGAAUGGGGCGAAGGGUUUCCUGCCGCCUUUUGUAUCUCCAACCGCGAAGACGAAGCGAUCUUCAAAGUUUUUUUUUCUCGAAUCAAGCAAGAAGUUGGUGUAAUACAAACAGAUUUGUUCAUGAGCGAUGGAGCUGCUGCGUUUUACAAUGCAUGGCGCAUUGUAAUGGGAGAGCCCAAGAAACGUUUACUUUGUCUAUGGCAUGUCCACAAAAAUUGGGUACUGAAUCAAAAAAAAAUCAAAUGUGAUGACAAAAAAAAGCUUGUAAUGAAGUCAUUAAAAAGCAUCGCCGAAGAACUCAACGAAGAAGCAUUUGAAACGGAAUUCCAAAAACUCUUGACGGAUUUAGAUGCCGAUACAGAUACAAACGAAUUUGGGAAAUACCUACGUGAAAAUUACGAAAAGAUUAGAAGAAGUUGGGCGAGAUGUUAUAGACGUAAUGUUCCGAUCAAUACUAAUAUGAGCCUGGAGGCGCUCCAUCGAUCACUCAAAUAUGACUAUCUGGAUGGUAAAAAGUGUUUUAGAAUCGACCGAACUGUGCACGAAUUACUUUCCAUUAUAAGAGACAAACGGUUCAAUCGGAUUCGUAAGAUUGCAAAACAGACACCUUACAAGAACAUCAGUAAUAUCAAAGCUAGUCAUGCUAAAAGUUUGGAUUACUUGGAUGAUGUGCAGCCACACCUUGAGCAAGAGAAUACAUGGAUAGUAAAACAAUAUGUUGUUCUUAGACAACAAACGGAGAUAAAUUCAUGCUGCCGAAGGAAAUGUGAUAUUUGCGAAAUAUGUGUACAUACUUACAUAUGUACGUGUAAAGAUAACACGCUUAGCUUCAAUAUAUGUAAGCACAUUCAUGCAGUUGCAACGAAAUAUCCGAUUGGAGACUUGACUGCCGAACUUGAAAUGGAGAUCAUCGAAACUGAAUCGGAUAAUAUUAAUCUACCAUCAACAAGUUGCCGCAGCAGUACUGAUAUCACUAAUGAAGUUAUGCUGAAAAAUGGUGUAAUUUAUGGUAUAUUGAAAACAAAAAACCUAUCCCCAGAUGAAGGCGAAGAAAUACUGAAACUUCAAAAUAAAAUGUUGGAGAUAUUACGUAAAUCUGAUAAAUUUCCCUUUCCGAUUCAGUGCCAGGAUUCUAGAGGAAAGAUUGAAAAACAAUCUUACUUUCCAACUAGAAAAAUAUCUAAGAAGAAGCCAGCUACUUUACCGUACGUUUCAAGAGCAGCCAUGGAACUUAUACAACAAGGUUUCAGCUCCCAAAACAACGAAGUGGCAAUCAUACAUGAAGAGUUCGAUCAUCAGUAUAUUAUUGAAACUCCUACACAAAAUAAAUCUAACACAGAGUAG
Planococcus citri (citrus mealybug) is the source of this 1554-nucleotide messenger RNA. RefSeq lists its product as uncharacterized. Bases 1 to 1554 code for a protein of 517 amino acids. Gene Ontology annotation, molecular function: zinc ion binding. NCBI's taxonomy places the organism in Eukaryota, Metazoa, Arthropoda, Insecta, Hemiptera, Pseudococcidae. The record is from RefSeq and is a predicted model, not a curated record. The transcript has a single exon.